ACUGAGCGGAGAAGCCUUUUUAAAGUUCAUAAGAUCUUCAUUUCAAAUUAGGUAGUUGUAUUAUUUUAUGAAAUUUCGGCGUUUAACCUUUGGUAAAGCGUGGCUACUGGCUUAAGCCUGCUGUGUGUCUGUGACACGACGUAGACACGUAGUGAGGAAACUACACUGGGAUUCUUAAUUCAAAACAGGUGUGAAGUAAGUGAAAAAAGAUAAAGAGGGCAAACAAUACGAACGGAUUGUACAAAACAAGGAAAACAAGGUGGUCGGUCACAAGAAGAGGAAGGAGAGUUUAAGGACAUCGCGUUGUGUGGAGUGCAAGACGUGAGUGACGAGUGAUUUGAUUACGAUGGGGGAUGACUGGGCCAAGGCUGCUGAGGACCAGGAAACCAAGGACCGUGACUUGGUGGACAAGGUGGUCGAAAAGGUUGAUGAUUUGAAACUACAAAAAGAUGAGGAAAAAGAAGAACCAAAAGAUGAAAAUAAACCUGAUCCUGCAACAGGAAAUGAUCCUGAAGAGAAUGUCACUCCAGGAGAACUUUCCAUGUUGAGGAAGGUGAUGAGGAAAGGCAUCAUUCAGAGUAAAAAUAAAGUAGAAGUAUUGCGAGCAGACCCAAAGAAUCCUCUACAUAGUGUCAAGAGUUUUGAAGCCUUAGACCUGCGUAAGGAACUGCUGAAAGGAAUUUAUGAAAUGGGAUUCAGACUCCCCUCUAAGAUUCAAGAAAUAUCACUUCCUACAUUAUUAGCUGAACCAGCCAUGAAUAUGAUUGCACAAUCACAGUCAGGAACAGGCAAGACAGCAGCCUUCAGUUUGGCAAUGUUAAGUCGCAUUGACCCAAGCAAAAGAUGCACCCAGGGUCUCAUUCUGUCCCCUACCAUGGAACUUGCUUUACAAACAGUGGAAUGUGUUAAAAUGAUGGGCAAAUACUGUACAGACAUUACCAUCCGGUCUGCUGUGAAGGGAGACAUGGUCCCUCGUGGACAGAAGGUGACAGAGCAUAUUGUCAUAGGAACACCAGGCAAAGUGGUGGAUUGGGCUGUCAAGUACCGAAGUCUCGACCUACGAACUUGCAAAGUAUUUGUUCUGGAUGAAGCUGAUGUAAUGAUAGCCACUCAGGGGCAUCAAGAUCAGUCAGUGAGAAUUCACAAGCAGCUACCAGAAUCUUGCCAGAUGAUGUUAUUCUCUGCCACAUAUGAUGAUGAAGUGGUGAACUUUGCUCAUGCCAUCAUCAAGAAUCCUGUCACUCUCCGCCUCAAGAGGGAAGAGGAGACUCUAGAAAACAUAAGACAGAUGUAUGUAGAAUGCAACAGUGAAGAAGAGAAAUAUAGAGCCAUUAGCAAUAUUUUCUCCAUCCCAGUUGGAAGUGCAAUGUUCUUCUGUCACACAAAAGCCAAUGCUGUUUGGCUAGCCAACAGGUUAAAAGAAGAUGGCAAUCAAGUUGCAUUGUUAACAGGUGACCUUACUCCUGAUGAAAGAGUCAAAGUACUUCUUCGUUUCCGAGAAGGAGCAGAGAGGGUCUUAAUUUGUACUAAUGUUCUGGCACGUGGCAUUGAUGUGGAUUCAGUUAAUCUUGUGGUGAAUUAUGAUCUGCCAAGACUGCAUGGCACCAACAAGGCAGAUUGUGAAACUUACCUGCAUCGCAUUGGUCGUACUGGUCGCUUUGGCAAGACUGGCAAUGCAAUUAACAUUGUUGAUGGCAAAGAAGAUCUGCGACUGCUAAGGGAAAUUGAAGAUCAUUUUAAUAUCAAAAUAAUCAAAUUGGACUACAGUAACAUUGAUGAAAUUGACAAACUUGGAGAAGACUAAUCACUAGAAGAAAUAUUAUUAACUGAUAUAUUAACUUUCUGUUCUUUGAAAAAUGAAAAUAAGUUUUCAUGCAGGAUGACAGAAACUGGAGUUGACAAAAAAAUCCAUUAUAAUGCUGUGCACGCAAUGUUUAAGAGAAAUGAGUAGACCAGUAAAAAACACAAAAAUACCAAAUUGUCAACAAAGGAGCUAUUACUGAAAACAUUUAUAAACUUUUAAGAUUUUGAAUAUUUCACUCAUUCAUGAAAUACUUCUUGUACUUCAAAUUCAAAAUUCCAUUGCUGAAGUGAUUGUGAAAUAGUUGUGUGUGUGUGUUUGUGUGUAUGUGCAUGUGUGCGCCUGAGAGAAAUAGACUCUUAUAUAAAAUCUGCUUCCUUAUGUUUCCUACAUGUCAUAAAAUGAGGCAUACAAUGAUGGUAUAAAGAUUAGUAUGCUGAGCUCCCAGCCAUGCCUUCUCCCUUCUUUUUAUCUAUUUAUUUAUUUAUUUUAUUUUAUUUUUAUUUCUUUUAUUUGGUUAUUAUGUUUGUGGGGACAAUUCAGGAUUCGGAUUCUAAAGCCAUGAGGUUUGUGUUCUUGUAAUGGAAGGAUUGAGUUGCUGAUUGAACAAGCAAGGCCUCAUUGUGUGUCACAUGAUCCAUUUGUGGUCUUAGAUGAUAGCUUUUCUUCUCAAGAUUACUAUGAUGACAUAUUUCAACAUUGUAUCAAAGAAAAAAUUAUAGUUACUCUUUUUUGUUCAUUUUAGUAAUCACAUGAAGUAUUUUGUGUUGAGUAUUUUUAUUAACUGUUUUGUAAUUUUGUAAUUCACUGUUAGUGGCUAGUACUUGAGUGGGUGCACUUCUAGGAAUGUUAUUACUCAUGUAUCAAAGUCAUCUCAAGUUUAAAAACAGGUGGCAUUCAUCAGAUAUAGCACAGCUCUUCCUGCUACUGUCCACUAUCUUCUGACUUUUUAAUAUAGGACCACCACUGAGAUCAGCACCUCAUUCUUUUCAUGUGAUUAACUGGGAAUAUUUUAAGUUAUUUAAACAUCACACACUCAGUAAACUUAGCUGGCAGGUGGUAAGACAGGAAAUGUCUAUCCACAGCACCAAUUCCAGAAGUAGAUUUGACUUACAACCAUAGAAUUAUCAUCCUCACAUUAUGGUGCUGUCUGUUCACAAGUGUUAGUGAAUUUUGUGUACUCUGAAGACUGGAGAAAGCAUAGUAAGUACAAAUCAACUUUAAUGUUAAUUACAAGCUAAUUUUUCUGAUGAAAAUGGGUUUUGAAGAGAACAAGGUGAUACUGUAUUAUCACACAUCCAAAUUUGGCAGUUUCAAUAUAAAACAACAAAUGUAAACUUUAUGUAAUAAAUAUGCAAGGAAAUGAGUCCCUAACUACAAAGAGUAGCAUAGCAUCACAAUACUGAGAAUUUCUCAUCUGCUAUCUUUGUAAACAUUUAUCUCAUUAUUCAAAAGUAUUAAAUAAAGAAUCUUUACAACACAAAAUUACCAUAUUAUUAUAUAGCUAGAAAAAUUGUCUGAUAAUUUGUAGUUUAAUAGAAUAAGGAUGAAUGGACAAAAAUGGAAUGAGAUCCUAACAAGAUAUCAAUUGCAACUCUUCGCCAAGAAACUAAAAUAUUUCUAUACACUUAUGAAGUGUAAAUGAAAACUAAGGAUUGAUACAUAAGUUACUGAAAAAAAGGGAUAUUUGGAUUAUACUGAUGCAUUCUCUACUGUAGACAUGGUACCCAGACUUGCUUCCUUACUGUAGUGUUUAAGCAGUGUGCUAUAGUGUUUUAUUGAAAGCUAUACAAAUACAGUGGAGACUCAACAAAUGGCUGUUCGAGCAUUAAAAAGUUCAACUAUCAGUACCUAUAAAUCAGGUAAUUUGUCCUAAUCUUGGUAAACCUUAAGUUUAUAAAAAUGUCAAUGUAAUUUCUUUUUAUAAUUUAGAAUUUUACAUACCAUAAGUGAAGGCUGGUGAUGGAUAACAUAGAAGAGGAGGGGAGGAGGGAGAUCGUUGGAGGGCAAGUCCCCAUCCAUGAUAACGUCUGGUAACUUUUCUCCUGAUGUGAUGCCUGUGAACCCACUAAUGCUCACUAACACUUGCACCCUCACUUAUUUCUACCACUAAUAAGCCUCUUUGAUGCCAUUAGAAGUUUCUAACUGAAAAAGUACAGACAGAACGCAGAAGAAUGUUGUUUUUCUCACGACUGCAGCAGAACUAGACAUGCACACUGGUAUUCGGUACACUGGGAUACCGGUAAUUCAUUUAGGUUCUAAUGGUAUUACCGGUAUCAGAAUGGGACAAUGGGGGCGGCCGGGGAGGGAGAGGCCACAGAGCUUUGUUUACAACCAUGUGUGUGGCCAUUCGAUUACCAGAUAUUUUCACCACUAAUAAGCCUUUGGUGUUAAUGUAAGUUUAUAAAUGAAGAACUACAGACAGAACGCACAAGAAUGUUAUUCUGAUGACCGCAGUAGCACAACUGGUGGAGGGGGAGAAGGAGAGGCCAGGGAGCCUUUGUUUACAAAAAUGUGUAUAUACAUUCGACUAUCAGGUAUUUUUUCAAGUUUUUAAAUCAAAUUUUUGUGUUUGAGUAUUGAAAAGUUUGACUAUUAAAGCAUUCAAGCAAUGAGCCUCCACUGUAUGGAAAACUACUUGAGACAGGUAAUGGUCAAGAAUUUUGAUCCUGUCAGUGCAAAAGAUUUGUGCUUAAUAAUGACACUAUAGUAAAAUGGUACGAUGUAUCAGCCAGUGGCCCAGUUAUUAGUAUUAUCUGACAAGGAAAAUGAUUUUUCUUGUUACUUCAUAUGUGCUCUCUCUCCUCUCUCUCUCUCUCUCUCUCUCUCUCUCUCUCUCUCUCUCUCUCUCUCUCUCUCUCUCUCUCUCUCUCUCUCUCUCUCUCUCUCUCUCAAAAUGUCAUAUGCUUAUGAGCAUCUCAUGUGGAAGUUUUUGAACAACAUUCUAUUUAAGUAUGUAUUUGCUUAUCCUUACACUAUUAUUUAACCGUUAAUAUCUAAACAGAUAUAACGGAAAGAUGGUUUGCACAGCUGAUUCAGACAGAUGAAUAUGAGUUAUAGUAAACAACCUUUUCUGAUUUUCUUUUCAUUUGCUGUCCUUUUUUGUUGGAUUUUAUCCUGUGUGUGUGUGUGUGUGUGUGUGUGUGUGUGUGUGUGUGUGUGUGUGUGUGUGUGUGGUGACCACUUAAUGUAAAAUUCAUUCUGUACAAAAGAAAGUAAUUUCAUUGUUCAGAUAAUGAAAAAGGAAACCACAAGUCAGUAAUAUAUAUAUAAUGGAAACAUAAUGCAAGAAAUAACAUUAGAGACAAUUUUCAAUAUUUCAUCAUCACCUGCUUUUAAUGUCUUCUGGUUUAUAUUGCACUGUUUAUAAUCAUAUUUAGUGACUAUGACUACCACACUAAUAUUUAUUUAUGGCUGCCUUGUCUUUUGUGGUACUGUGAAUUUUAAGAUAGUAGUUAGUUACAGCAUAAUCUGCAUUGAUGUAAAGCAUUUUUAUAGAGAAUGGCAACAAUAUUUAAUUCAGAUGUCAGUAAAUUUAAGUGCUAUUCCAAUGCUUUUCUUCUUAUGGAAAUAUGCAUGGGUAUCAAGUGUAGAAAUUAUUGAAAGAUAACAAUGAACUUUCCUUAAGAAGAAGAAAAAAAAAAAAUCAUCUCAGAGUUAUCUGCAAUUUUAUAGUUUUCCAUUUUAAAAGAAACUUCAAAUGUUUGAAAAGCAAGAUGUGUGCUGAUUCAAAUAUCAAUUUAUUUUUUAAUCUCAAUUUGUUAAUUGUCUGGUUGAUUUAUGUAACGAUUAGAGAUUACAUUAGAAUUGUCACAAAAAGUUUUCCCUAUCAUUAAGCUGAGCAUUGUACAAUUUAGAAACAAACUGUGAUAUGUAUCAAAUUAUGGUCUGUGCAGAUUGUUCAUGAAAGUCUUGAUAUUUAACUAUUAACAGCCAGUUGUUCCAAUAUGAAGUCAAGGAGGAAAAAAAAAUGCAAACAUAAAUUAAUAAACAUGGGCAUUAUAGACCUUGAAAUGAUGACAAAGUUUAGUUUGAAGAUAAUUGCAUGUAAACGAAAAGAAAACUGAUUUUUUAAAAUUUUUUAUUUAUUUAUUAUUUUUUUGAAACGGUUAAGUUUACCUGUCUUGUAGUUAUCAGAAUGUGCGUGUCAUAUUUUUAAGGAUGCAGUUUUAAGUUAUUCAGUUAUUAGAAUUCUUUUACAUGUAAACACAUAAAUGAACAUGAAAACAUGUACCUUAUAAAUACUUUUGCCAUGUUCAUAAAAUUUAUGGUGUUAUGCAUAUGCAAUAUAUACUGAAAGCAAAUCAUACACUUUUAAUACUGAAGAAUAUGCAGAGGCUGUAUUAACUUGAUAAGUAUUUAUCAUUGUCAUUCAUAGCAUUUAAUGGAUGUGUACUUUUACAAUACACUAGCAAAAACCAUGUAAAAUGGUUUCUACUUGUGAAAAUAAGUUAUGUCUGUAUAAAGCUCCAUGUGAUAUUCUUGAAUUUAGAAGCUUAAGCUUUUAUAUGAACUGCAUUUAUAUGCUAAAAAAAAGAAAAAAAGAAAGAAAAAAUGUCAUCCUGAUAUACUAUUAUGAAAAAUAAAGAGGAAUUAAUA
Molecule: messenger RNA, 6400 nt
Organism: Portunus trituberculatus (swimming crab)
Lineage: Eukaryota; Metazoa; Arthropoda; Malacostraca; Decapoda; Portunidae
Gene: Dbp80
Product: DEAD-box helicase Dbp80-like
Exons: 10
Coding region: 347-1804 (485 amino acids)
Biological process (GO): poly(A)+ mRNA export from nucleus
Cellular component (GO): cytoplasmic stress granule; nucleus
Molecular function (GO): RNA helicase activity; RNA binding; ATP binding
Source: RefSeq, a predicted model, not a curated record